Molecule: messenger RNA, 2190 nt
Organism: Spirodela intermedia
Lineage: Eukaryota; Viridiplantae; Streptophyta; Magnoliopsida; Alismatales; Araceae
Source: the annotation of a GenBank genome assembly
AUGGGGGACGCCCGCGUCCAACAGGUUGCGAACCGUUCCAUUUCCUGCUUGUUUGAUAUCGUGUUUUCUCUUCGUCCUACGAUCGUUUGCUCUUUUUAUUUGAUGAUUUUGAUUUUGAUUUAUUUUUUGCUGCCGCAGGUGAUCGAGCAGUCGGUGCUGACGGUGGCGAAGGCGGUGGAGGAUAAGCUGGAUGAGGAGAUCGCGACGCUGGAAAAGCUCGACCUGGACGACCUCGAGGCGCUCCGGGAGCGGCGUCUGCAGCAGCUCAAGAAGGCGGCAGAGAGGAAGAGCCGCUGGGCGGCCCUCGGGCACGGUGAAUAUACGGAGAUUGUGGAGAAGGACUUCUUUGCUGCCGUCAAAGCCAGCGAACGCGUUGUCUGCCACUUCUACCGAGAAAACUGGCCCUGUAAGGUACGCUCCUCUAUUGGAGAAGGGGAAAACAGUCGUGCAUCGAUCAGAUUAAAUGUCCCUAUUGUUGCAUUUAUAAAUGUAGCUAAAAAUCUGGCCGGAAAAAUGUGGGAGGAUUCGUGAAAUGUGCAGCGUGGUAAGGUUAUACUGUUGAGAUUAGUGUCAGAUUUGUUUGGUUAAUAUUGAAUUGGCCGAAUUCAAUGUAGCAGAUGGCAUGGAUACAGAGCGUUAUUACAUGUACAGCCUAAAAGUGCCAUGCUAUGAAAAUUAUCUUCUUCUAUACUUAAGUACCAUGGGACUCUCAUCCUGGUUGAUCGUGAAUGAAGUAAUUUGCGACAUAUUCAAGCGACCAAUUAUGAUAAUAAGCAUACUUAUGCUCAGUGCUCAGCACAUUAAUAAUUUAUUCAUGCGAAAUAUUUGUUGAAGCUCCCCCAGAUAAAUGUUAGAUGUUGUUUGACUUGAUUAUGAAGUCUCCAUCGAACUUGUAUCUUACCAUGUGAAUGAAACAAACUGUGUUCAUGGAUGUCUAGUUGAAAAUUCGAUCCUUAUUCAGUAAGCAAUAUUUUCAGGAUUCUUUAUGAGAUUAAACCAUCUCAUUUUACACUUGAAAAACGGGCGCGGUAUACCUUCUAGAUGCAUUCUAUUGUUCUGGAUAAAUUAGGUCGUAAUGUUUUCUGAAGGGCCAUCGAAUCGUUCCACUUCUCUUUCCGGAGAGAAGUGGAACGAUUUAUGAUGAAAAUAUUGCCGCUCCAGAUAGAGCUGAAUAUUUGUUGUUAAGGAAGAUAAUUCUUUGCGAAUUAUUUUAUUAAAGCCUAGGUUUCCUUUUGACGUGCAAUUAUUUCUUAGUUUUUUCAUCCCCUGGCAGAACGUCUAUAGCGAAUGAAAGAUUGCUGGCAGGGGGUUUCUUGUUUAACAGAAGCUGCUAAAUGAAUGUUUGGAGUAUUACUUAACUGAUGCGUUAGUGUCUACAUCAGUGGGACAGAAAUGAAAUCAUCAUAAACCAUGCUAAUCAAGAAUCCCUAAUCUGAUCAAAUGCUUGUAGUUCUGAGAUGGGUUCAUAUCUCGCUGUCUCAGCCAGUGCAAUCCUAUCUGUCUUAAGAAAUCACCCUCAUGUUACCUGUUGCCCAUCCUGCCCACCCACGUCUUGCAGAUCCAUAGCUCUUGUAAGCAUUCCACCAUUCAUAUGCCAGGAAUUCGAACAGACAAGAACAAAAUUGUUGUUCUAAUUCAUGUUGUGCUAUAGAAAAAAGUAAGAAGGAUAGAGACAAAUGUCUUAUCUAAACUGAAGAGAAAUUGGAAAGUAGACGACCUUUAUUUGACAUAAUAACCUGUCAUGUCCAGGUCAUGGACAAGCACCUCAGUCUUCUCGCUAAGCAACACAUGGAGACCCGCUUCCUGAAGAUCCAUGCUGAGAAGAGUCCUUUCUUGACUGAGAAACUCAAAAUCGUUGUGCUACCAACUCUUGCUCUGAUCAAGAACGCCAAGGUCGACGAUUAUGUGGUAAGGAGAGAUGGGAAGAACACCACACUAAACGUUCUUAUAUUCAUCUGGCUCUGUGUACUGGGAAUGAAUAGUCUGACUGCAAUCCUUGAAUGUGGGCUGCAGGUCGGCUUCGAUGAGCUUGGCGGGAGCGAUGAGUUCAGCAUGGAGGAGCUGGAAGAGAGGCUGGCUAAGUCCCAAGUCAUCGCUCUCGAGGGUGAGUCAUCGUUCAAGGCUGGUGGUGUGAGGCAACCACAGAGGAGCGUCCGACAGUCGGAAAAUUACUCAUCAGAUUCAGACUAA